Messenger RNA from Danio aesculapii, 1931 nucleotides. It is a transcript of the gene dhrs13b.2, whose product is annotated as dehydrogenase/reductase (SDR family) member 13b.2. The record is from RefSeq and is a predicted model, not a curated record. Bases 55 to 1365 code for a protein of 436 amino acids. The transcript is spliced from 8 exons. NCBI's taxonomy places the organism in Eukaryota, Metazoa, Chordata, Actinopteri, Cypriniformes, Danionidae.
AAGAGAAAGUAAACUACGCGGAUUGGGUUUGCAUGGCGGUUUUAGGAAACAGGAAUGAUUGUGCCGAGGACGAGAAUACACAAUAUGUUUUGGACGUUUUGUGGAUUUAUUCUAGCCCUUGUUUGCUUAGGUGUAAAUGGAUCACAGCCUCUUCGUGAUGUUCAAUGGCUUCCUUGUCAGUUUGUGGAUGAGAAAGUUCAUAUAAACGAAGAAGGUCACGCUGAAACCAAGUAUAUCCACAGAGAGUCUGUACUUCAGUUUGGUAAAGAUGGGGACAGUGCUUUACACCCCGCAAUUACCUUCCUUGUCACAGGUUCUAAAGUGGAUAUGGGGCGUUAUUUGGAGGGAAGUGAGGACACACUACAAUGUGAGAUCCGUAGAUACAGCACUGGAGGGAUAGUAAUGCGCUGGCCUGUUGCAGGAGCACAAGAGUAUGACGUCUGGUUCACCUGUACAUUACGGCAUACACAAGGCUUGUUCGUCAUCACCAGCUUUCUCAGACACACACCUGCGGCUCCUGUUCAGGGACAGGUGGACUUUCUACAGUGGAUGUCAGUCAGUGAUAGGGAUCUCCUGACAACAUCAGCUGCAAUGGUUGUUUUGACCCGGACUCCCUCUGUUGAGGUGGGAUUCUUGAAAGAGCCAGAGCUGCACUGUCAGUUUGCAGUGGAUCAUAAACUGCCCAAUGCAACAGUGGAGUGGAGACUUCAACGACAUGGCGAACGGACCAAGCUUUUUAGCUACUCCAGCCGCACUGGUAAAAGUGAAGGCAGAGGAGUUACUGUCAAGACCAUUGCUGGCGGAAACGCCUCAUUUAAGCUUGAACCAACCAGAAAACACAGUGAGGGCACAUAUGUCUGCUCUGUGAUGGUUCCUCCUCUCUUUGGCAGCCAUGAUAUUCCUCUUAGCCUAAGUGAACAGCCCCGUGUGUCUCUGAACGUGGGCUCCACCUUGUCUAUGGUAGUUGAUCAGGACCAGAAGCUAAUCUGUGAAGCAGAAAACUACUAUCCACUGGACGUAAACAUUGAGUGGUACCGUGAGCCACAUGGAGGAAGCCCUACACCUUUGUUCUUGAAGAACGUUCUGUACUCCAGUCAUCGAAUACAUCAAGAUGGCACAUAUUCGCUCUCAGCCUUCUUCUAUCUACAGCCUGGCCUAGAAGACUCUGGAUAUAAAUACACCUGCAGAGUUUCCCAUAAGUCUUUGCUCACCCCUGUCCGCAAGAGCUUUUACCUUGUAGUUACAGAACCUGACUCUACCAUGUGGUAUAUCGCAGUCUUUGGGUUUAUAAUCGCCAUGCUAGUAAUUCUGUGUUAUAUGCUGCCUCAGUUUCUUGCAGGACGAAGAUCAAAAAAGAUGUUUUGAGAGCCCAUGCCUGAGGAUUUAAAGUACAGCGUCAUGGAGACCGUCAACACAUCCCUCUUUCUCACUUUCUGUCUCUGCUCAUCCCUGCCGUCUCUUCCUAUUGCUGCUGCCUUCGCCAAGAUCAGGUGCUCUUCAUGGGAAAACGGGGAGUCGCUGAAAGGUGUAAUUCCAGAAAUCAUGGUUUAUGUCCUUGUUUACAAUGGCUGAUAAGGUACUUUUGCUCUCCAUGAACUGAAGAAUGUACUCAGCUUUACGGCUGAAUUAUUUUUUGAGGGUUUUUAAAUCUUAAUAAUGACAGUUUGGAAGGAAAUUCAUGAAUACACUGUUGAGUUUUAUAAUUUUAAGUUAGAAAUGAUAAAAUAAUGUAAUGAAUUGACAAAAAUAAUAAAAAAUAUAUAUUUUUUAGCUAAAUUAUGAGGGAAAAUAACGGGAAAAUAUGUUUUAAAAAACAGUUGCUAAAAAGAACAAAAAUAUUUUGAUGCUUGAAGUAAUGUACUUAAAGUUUAUUUGAACAAAAAAAGUCAAAUAAAAUGUGUGUUGUUCCGAUUGCUUCACAUUGAAAUAUA